AUGGCCCCGAGCCACCUCCGGGCAGCAAUGUCCAUCCGGUCUAUGGCAUCUCCAAUGACCUUGAUGCGACCAGCUAUUACCUCCUCUAUUCUCUCAAUUUCUCAGUCCCAGGCUUCUCGCUAUGCCUCCACAACGCAAUCCGAAUCCGCACAAGAAUCUGCCACCUCUUCACAAGCUCCUGCUCCCGCCUCCCAUGGUCUUCAACCGCCCACUCUGCUCCGCAACUACGCCUACAAGACUAUGACUGGCACUGUCACUUCUGUUGGCCGCAUGAACCGAACUGUCAGCGUCACGCACCGCCACAACGUAUGGGAUAAACAUAUCCGAAAAUACUACCCGAAGGAGACCCGGUACUUGGUCUCGGACCCGAACAACUCCCUGCGCGAGGGCGAUGUGAUUGAGUUCUCCUCCGGUGCCCCUAAGAGUCGGCACGUGCACCAUGUUGUCGAGCGCAUUGUUACUCCCUUCGCGGUGCCCUUGGAGGACCGCCCGGCCGUGAUGUCGCGCGAGGAGCGCCAGCAGGUGCGCGAGCAGCGUUGGGCCGAGAAAUAUGUACGCAAGGAGUCAAGGCGACUGGGCGAGGAUAUUAACUUGGAAUCCAUUGCUCAGUCUCAGGGAUUGGUUAAGGAAGGCGAGACUGUAUCCACCGCGGACUUGAUUCACCGAAUUCAUUUGGGCCAGGAACGCGUUGGGAAGCUGAAGGCCUUGGUUCAGGAGCGAAUUGCUCUCCAGGAACGGCAAGCUGCCGAAGCCAAAGCACAGAAUACGGAGGCUUAG
Penicillium macrosclerotiorum is the source of this 777-nucleotide messenger RNA. Its product is annotated as mitochondrial 37S ribosomal protein uS17m. NCBI's taxonomy places the organism in Eukaryota, Fungi, Ascomycota, Eurotiomycetes, Eurotiales, Aspergillaceae. Gene Ontology annotation, molecular function: structural constituent of ribosome. Gene Ontology annotation, cellular component: mitochondrion; ribosome. The transcript has a single exon. The record is from RefSeq and is a predicted model, not a curated record. Gene Ontology annotation, biological process: translation. Bases 1 to 777 code for a protein of 258 amino acids.